Molecule: messenger RNA, 1346 nt
Organism: Solanum pennellii
Lineage: Eukaryota; Viridiplantae; Streptophyta; Magnoliopsida; Solanales; Solanaceae
Product: probable 3-hydroxyisobutyrate dehydrogenase, mitochondrial
Exons: 10
Coding region: 87-1121 (344 amino acids)
Biological process (GO): L-valine catabolic process
Molecular function (GO): NADP binding; 3-hydroxyisobutyrate dehydrogenase activity; NAD binding
Source: RefSeq, a predicted model, not a curated record
AAUGCUUAAUAUAAAGAGCAUGAGAAAAAAAUCUCCGCCAUUUUUAAUCCAACAACUUAUUUCUUCUCAUCUUCGAAUUUGCUGCUAUGGCUACUUUCUGUAGACUGCGAUCACUUCUGGGUCUCCAGAAAAUGGUUUGUUCAGUUUCGCCAUUUUAUCCGAUGCGUAGUUAUUCUUCUUCUUCUUUUGGUAGAAUUGGAUUUAUAGGACUCGGAAACAUGGGAGCAAGAAUGGCUGAUAGCUUGAUUAAAGAUGGAUAUGAGGUUGCAGUACAUGACAUAAAUCAUAAUGUUAUGAAGAUGUUCUCGGCCAAAGGCGUUCUCACAGAAGAUUCGGCUUUGAAAGUUGCAGAGACAAGUGAUGUAGUUAUUACAAUGUUACCGUCAUCAAACCAUGUUCUGGAUGUCUAUACUGGAAAGAAUGGUUUUCUUACUGGUGGUAGUCUACUCAGACCAAGGCUAUUUAUUGAUUCUUCUACAAUUGAUCCUCACACAUCAAGAAAGGUCUCUGCAGCUGUGUCUAAUUGUUCUUUGAUAGACAACAGAGAUGGCUGGAAGGCUCCUGCUAUGUUGGAUGCUCCUGUAUCUGGCGGUGUUCUUGCUGCAGAGGAUGGGACUCUUACUUUCAUGGUUGGUGGUCCAGAGGAGGCUUACUUAGCUGCCAAACCCUUGUUUCUAUCGAUGGGCAAAAACACUAUCUACUGUGGUGGAUCGGGGAAUGGUGCAACUGCAAAGAUCUGCAACAAUUUGGCAAUGGCUAUUAGUAUGCUGGGGGUGUCUGAAGCCUUUGCUCUUGGUCAGUCUUUGGGAAUUGAAGCUAGCACUCUAACAAAAAUAUUCAAUUCUUCAAGUGCUCGCUGUUGGAGUAGUGAUGCAUAUAAUCCAGUGCCUGGGGUGAUGGAUGGAGUGCCUUCUUCAAGGAAUUAUACUGGAGGUUUUGCGUCUAAGUUGAUGGCUAAAGAUUUGAACCUUGCUGCAGCAUCAGCAAAAGAUAUUGGAUUCAAGUGUCCCUUGACAUCACAAGCGGAAAAGAUCUUCACAGAGCUCUGCAAUAACGGUCAUGAGGCAAAGGAUUUCUCUGGUGUAUUUCGGUACUAUUACUCUGGAAAGGAUGAGCAGUAAUCCCCUCAGCUAAGGGUAGAUGUGUUGGCAAAGAUUAUGUGCUUGGUAUAAAUGAUACAAAGUCUGUAUAGUUUUUUUUUUCUGUUCUUAAUCCUUUUCUUCUUGCAUUUCAAUAAUUCACUUGGUUGGAGUCGUGUAUAAAUGAUGAACAGUGAGGUGGUUAAUGUACUGAUUUCUUAUUCAACUCCAAUUUCGUGUUCUAUGUGACGAAUUUUGUCAUGUUUA